Leptonychotes weddellii (Weddell seal) is the source of this 1651-nucleotide messenger RNA. The record is from RefSeq and is a predicted model, not a curated record. Lineage: Eukaryota; Metazoa; Chordata; Mammalia; Carnivora; Phocidae.
CCACCCAGGCGCCCCGAUUGUAUCGGUUUAAAUCAUUCUCGCUGCUGUAACAAACGAACCAGAACAUGUAAAUGACUCACUCAUGGGGGCCAUGUGUUCAGUCCAAAUCUGGUUAGUGAUUCAACUCCAAGCGAGCGAUAGGAACCCCCAGGCUUCUUUAUCUCCCUGCUGUUUUCAAGGGGAAAGAGCUUGGAGGAUGGCAGGGAAGGUGCCCAUCCUCAGCACACGCCAUGUUUCCUGCCCACAAGGGAGCCCGUGGUCAGGCUGUGUACUGAGCACCAAGCCUGGUCCUGCGUGGACACGCAGUCAGAGGCCGCGAUCUGUCUCCUGGGCACUUAGGUAUGCCCCCGUGGGCAUCUUGUUCCUGGUGGCUGGCAAGAUCGUGGAGAUGGAGGACGUGGGGAUGCUGUUCGCCAGUCUCGGCAAAUACAUCCUGUGUUGUCUGCUGGGCCAUGCCAUCCAUGGGCUCCUGGUGCUGCCUCUCAUCUAUUUCCUCUUCACCCGCAAAAACCCCUACCGCUUCUUGUGGGGCAUCAUGACAGCGCUGGCCACUGCCUUCGGGACCUCUUCUAGCUCCGCUACGCUGCCCCUAAUGAUGAAGUGCGUGGAGGAGAGGAAUGGCGUCGCCAAGCACAUCAGCCGCUUCAUCCUACCCAUCGGUGCCACGGUCAACAUGGAUGGUGCGGCGCUCUUCCAGUGUGUGGCCGCGGUGUUCAUUGCACAGCUCAACCAGCGAUCCCUGGACUUUGUGAAGAUCAUCACCAUCCUGGUCACCGCCACGGCGUCCAGUGUGGGUGCCGCGGGCAUUCCCGCUGGAGGCGUCCUCACCCUGGCCAUCAUCCUGGAGGCAGUCAACCUGCCGGUUCGGGACAUCUCCUUGAUCCUGGCUGUGGACUGGCUGGUGGACCGGUCCUGUACCGUUCUCAACGUGGAAGGUGAUGCCUUUGGGGCGGGACUCCUCCAAAAUUACGUGGAUCGCUCAGAGUUGCAGAGCUCGGUGCCAGAGUUGAUCCAAGUGAAGAGCGAGAUGCCCCUGUCUCCCCUGCCCGUCCCUACCGAGGAGGGGAACCCCCUCCUCGAACGCUGUCCCGGACCUGCGGGGGAUGCGGGCCGCUGCGAGAAGGAAUCAGUUAUGUAAACCCCAUAGGGACGUUCCCUGCCCUGAUGGGGCCACUGUGGACAUUGGGAUCAUGAACUGGGGCUCUGGAGGCCCUGCCUGCACACUCGGGGGACCCAGGGGCCUCAGCUGAUGCCCCGCCCCACGACAUCAGAUCUGGGAGACCUCAAUGCUGGGGUAGGUGUGUAUGUGUGUGUCUCUCCCCAGAUCUCCCCCAGUCUCAAUUCCUGUUCCCACCCAAAGCUAGGAAACAAGAUGGAGAAAUAGUGUAAAUGUGGGCUUCUGCCCUCUGCGAGGAAGGAUGUUCCAAUGGGUUUGCCGGCUAUUUUGGUGGCUGUAACUGUGUGUGUGUAUGUGUGUGUGUGUAUGUGUGUUGUGACUCUACGGUACAUCCCAUCCUGUCCCCAGGCCCUCUGUUCCCUCCACAGUAACAAACACUCCAGGGGAUCCUGCCGGGGUGGGGGACACCAAGGACAAAGACUGCUGUCACUCCAAAGGACCUUUUUGAGCAAUAAAGUUGUGAAGCGUAUCUCA